UUUAAUAGUGUAUUAUUAUAUCAAUUAUGUUUAUUAAGCAUAUAUUGCUAACAGUUUUGUUUGUCUACUACACCACCACUACCCGUAUCGGUGGUGUUGCCGGCAAAUCGGUCAGCGAUUUAGAUGAUCUCAAAUAUUCGGGUGCCGCCGAUGAGGCCAACACUUUUAUAUUGUUGGGUAUUACUGGCGAUCUAUCCCGUAAAAAGUUGAUGCCAACACUAUUUACUCUAUAUAAGGAAGAACUACUACCAAAAGGUAUCCAAAUCGUUGGGUUCGGCCAUUCAAAGACAACUGUCCCCGACCUGAGAAAACAGGUCGACCCGUAUGUUCAUCUGAAAGACGAGAGGGAACGUCAACUGUACGAUGAAUUCUGGAAGAUUGUCCAGUAUUUUUCGGGCGAUUCGACCAAAUCGGCCGACUAUAAGCAAGUGGUGGAUGCGUUGGCCAAAAUCGAAUCGGGUAAACCAGUGGCCAAUCGGUUGAUUUAUUUUGCAUUGCCACCGAACCUGUUUGCCGAUACGGCUCGAGCGUUGAAAGAGACAGUGGAGUCGAAAACCGGUUGGACACGAAUGGUCAUCGAAAAGCCGUUCGGCAAAGAUAGUGAAUCGUCGGACGUGUUGUCCAAAGUCCUGAGCAGUUUGUUUCGCGAAGACCAGAUCUACCGCAUCGAUCACUAUCUGGGCAAAGAAAUGGUACAGAAUUUGUUGGCCUUGAGGUUCGGUAAUCGCCUGCUGGAGCCCCAGUGGAACAAUCGGCAYGUGGCCAACAUUGAAGUACUGUUUAAGGAACCGUUUGGUACCCAAGGAAGGGGCGAUUAUUUUGAACAGUACGGUAUUAUUAGGGAUGUCGUACAAAAUCAUUUGCUUCAGGUGCUAGCAUUGGUUACUAUGGAACGGCCGGAGAGUAGCGAUGCCGAUAAGAUUAGAAAUGAAAAGCUAUACCUAUUGCAACACAUGAAAACCCUGGUAGUCGAUGAUGUAGUAUUAGGUCAAUACGUACGCAAUCCCAAUGGUGUCGGCGAAGCCAAUACCAGUUAUACGGAUGACCCGAAAGUACCGAAAAACUCGACAGCGGCCACCUAUUCGCUGGUCGUAUUGCAUGUGGACAAUGAUCGCUGGCGCGGAGUACCGAUGUUUAUUAGGUCGGGUAAGGCUACCGAUGAAAGUCGGGUAGAAAUCAGAGUCCAAUACAAACCGGUAGACGAAGAUUUGUUUGGCGGACAGUCCCGACCGGAUCAGACAGUUAUCAGAAUACAGCCAAAUGAAGCCGUCUAUCAACGUUUGAAUAUCAAAAGGCCGGGUAUGGGUAACGAUUUGAUACAAACGGAACUGGACCUGACCUAUGCCACACGUUUCUAUACGGCCGAACUUCCCGACGCCUACGAAGUCCUAUUGUUGGACGUGUUUGCCGGCCGUCAGACAAAUUUUGUCCGUACCGAUGAACUGGCCGAAGCCUGGCGUGUAUUUACGCCAGCCCUCCAUCAGAUUGACCAACAAAAACAAGCGCCAGUUAAGUAUGUAUUUGGCUCCCAGUCCUUCAAGGAGGCGGACGAUCUGGAAAUCAAAUACGGACUCAAACGGGAUAACUAUUAGACGAUUGACUAAUUGAUUGAUUGAUUGAUUUUUUUGUGUGUCUGUAUAAAACAAAAACUCAUAACAUUUGUGUCAUUUAAUAUAAUAUAUCAUUAAAUUUUAAUUUUUAAUUUUAAUUUUAUUA
Molecule: messenger RNA, 1716 nt
Organism: Oppia nitens
Lineage: Eukaryota; Metazoa; Arthropoda; Arachnida; Sarcoptiformes; Oppiidae
Product: glucose-6-phosphate 1-dehydrogenase-like
Exons: 5
Coding region: 27-1592 (521 amino acids)
Biological process (GO): glucose metabolic process; pentose-phosphate shunt, oxidative branch
Cellular component (GO): cytosol
Molecular function (GO): glucose-6-phosphate dehydrogenase activity; NADP binding
Source: RefSeq, a predicted model, not a curated record